Apus apus (common swift) is the source of this 3838-nucleotide messenger RNA. It is a transcript of the gene XKR9, whose product is annotated as XK related 9. The record is from RefSeq and is a predicted model, not a curated record. NCBI's taxonomy places the organism in Eukaryota, Metazoa, Chordata, Aves, Apodiformes, Apodidae. The transcript has 5 exons. Bases 393 to 1034 code for a protein of 213 amino acids. Gene Ontology annotation, cellular component: plasma membrane. Gene Ontology annotation, biological process: phosphatidylserine exposure on apoptotic cell surface; apoptotic process involved in development; engulfment of apoptotic cell.
UAACUUUUGUUGGACUGCAAGUCUCCUAAAGGUAUGGAUGGGAAACCUGCAAAUAUGCAAACCUACACUUUUUUAAAGUGAAAAGUCUCUAUCCAUGGCCAGUACUAAGGAAUCACUAAUGAAGAAUGACUCUACCAAUUAGAAAGACAAUUUAUAUUUAUAUUUUCCAUAAUAGAUGUGUAUCAGUGAAGUUAGUUUCAAAUAUAAAUCAAGAAUACAGAAAAAUGCAAGUCCCUUUGCCAUAAGAAAAAUGCAUCACCUAACUUUCCUUUAUGUAAAGCAUUAUGAGCAGGUGGCAGGAAAAAUACUCCCUUGUAGGAGAGCGUUUAGAUUACUUCUAACUUUCCUUUGCAUAAAGUGAGGAAAGAAUUACAACAGUGACAGUCUAACGCAUGAUGAAAUUUACUAAGCAGAAUUUUAUUUUUUUAGUUUUUGGAGUUAUAAUUUAUGUAGUUGAUAUUGGAGUGGACUUCUGGGUAGCUAGUAAAUAUUUCUAUCAAGGACAAUAUUCUUGGAGUGUAUCAAUACUGUGUUUUAGGGGUCUUUCAUCAUUAAUAACUCAGAUAUUCAGUUAUGAGUGGUUUAAAGAUGACUGGGAAGGUACUGAUACUGGGAAGAAAAAAUGGAUUUUUCUAGUUCAUCUCUUUCAGUGUGGAAUUUUUAUAAGGUAUUGGUUUGCUUUGAAGUAUGGCUUCCAAGCUGCAUUUAAACAAAACAGCAGAGGAGAUGCAGCAGAAACAGACCCUCCCAACUUCAUUCAAAAACAAGCUGUUGAUGUAGUGACUGAUAUUAACAUGCUCAAGGUGUUCAAGACUUUUCUUGAGACCACACCACAGCUUUUUGUCCAGAUUUACAUCCUCAUGGAACAGGAACAUGGCAAAAAUAAUUUCUGUCAAUAUGCUGCUAUUAUUAUGUCUUUUUUUGGUAUCUCCAUUUCAAUGGUUGAUUAUCAGAUAUCGCUACGAAAAUCUCUACCUGAUAAAGAAGAAUUUCAUGUGCUUCCCAAGAAGGAAAGAGGAGUGCGUUUGAAAUAACUGGGGGCAGUGAUCAGUUAUCUCUGCCUGCUUCUCCUCAUUAGUGAAGGAGCUGGAGUCUUUCUUUGGAUGAACGUAGCUACAAAUCAUACUGCCUUCUCCCUAAAUAUCCCCUGAAGAAGAAUGGCAUUGAUUUAUGGCUCAGUCACUGUCUUGUCACAGGAAAUUCGCAGAGAUAUUUUAGAGCAUUGUAUUUUCUAGGUGUUUUAAUGACUCCUUUAUUGGUUUUGUUCUGCCAAACUUUCACACAAACUUCUGUGUUUAGGGGUGAUGCCAGCUUGUUGUUCUGGAUAAUAAUAGGAUCCUGAUUUAUGGAUGGCAACUGGAGUCUUGCAUAUAAUGGAAGAACUGUCUUGCUUGAAGCUUUCUUCUCCUUUAAGCUCUAAGAUGUAAUACUUUAAAUGCUGAUUUCCACUGAAAUAGGGGGCUAUGCAAGGUAUGCCAUGGUGUUGCUUUGUUUGUCUUUGUCACUGCAGAAGAGAAAAGCAACUGUUCUGAUGCACUGCACCCAUAGGGCCUGGGAAAUGCUGGAAUAGCCAGCUUGCUCAUCUAGAUUUUUUGGCAGAAGGUAAAGUGAAAUCAGACAACAUUUCAGUCUUAUGUUCAAUUGAUGAAUCAACAGCACAGGAAAUAAGGUUGAUAGCCACAGCUUCUCCAGAAAUAAAAUCUAAGGGGAAGUCUUUCAGAGCGUCUGGGUUUUAAGUCUAAAUUAUGAAAACUAGGGCUUUUUCUCCUCUCCUUUCCUCUUGCAAUAAUUCACAUUUGCAUAGUAGCCACAGGGAAAGGGAAUAAACAGGGUUUGAGAAAAGAGACUAGAUAUAGAAAAAUCUGAUAAACUUUGCCAGGAACCAAAUCUGUUAGCAUUACUGAUUAACAGCAAACAUCCCUGAGACUCUGGCAGAAGGGUUGAUGCUUUGGUUGAUAAUUAGGAUGCUGAAGAGCUGUGUCUUGUGCCUUUUGUGUCAAGUGGACUGCAAGCUGCAUUUUUCUUGUUACUCUUCCAGCUUUAGCAGAGCUCAGGGAAGUUUCAAAAUGUGUUUCUUUCCUGUUAUAGUUUCAUAAUUGUCUUUACCAGGCCAGCCACUUACAUCAUAUGAAUCCUAUUCUAGCAAAGUAAUUUGUAGGUGCAUAGCUUGGACUGAAUGGUCUGACUUUCUGAGAAUACACAUGAAAAAUUAGCAUGGUAAGAAGAAUGUACUUCUAAAAUUCUUCAUUUUCACUUAGAGGUAACUGGAACGUGAGUCCAGAAGUUAAGACAUAAAAAAGCACAAUCAAGGAGACUUAAGCAAUAGUUUUUCUCUAAAAUGAAUCUAAACUAGUACCUUCACUUCUUUCUCUGGAAACGAGAUUUGUUUGCCCUGGAAAGGCUGCUUAGGUAAGAGAAAAAGCCCAAGGCUCUAUCCUACUUCAUCGACCACAAUUGCCUUAAGUUCUGCCUCCUUUAUCUCCAGAGUAUUUCUUACUAGUGCCUUUGGCAGCAAAAUGCCUGGUUUUAAGCUGAAUGUACUCUUCUUUGCCUAUGAAAAAUAGGAUCCUAAAUAGUGAAGACUAUUCCUAUAUUACUUCCCACACUUUUAUUGUUUGUUCAUCUGAAAUCCUGAGAAGAGACUAGGAUAAGGUAGGGUUGAAAAGGGAGAAUAUUAUCUCUAUCUUGCAGAAAAUUAUAAACUUUAAUGUAAUCUUUAAUUGGAAAAAAACCUCAAACUUUCUACAUUAUCUGAGAAGAUGUUCUGUGGGGAAAUACGAGCUUCUGAGAAGUCCUAGUGUGGGAGUUUCAGCCCUGGAGCCUUCAGGUUAUCUGCCUGCUUUCAGAUGCUAGAAAUCUGGAGCCUGAUUUGCUCUGGAAGAUGGUUAGUUUCUGGUGAAACAAAACAAAUUUCUCUUGGAUAUUUUUUUUUUCCUUUCAGUGAAUGGACAAAUUUCAAAUAAAAUUACUUAAUUGCCAUCUCUCUGGCCAACUCCUAACACUCAUUUUCUUUCAUGGGAGAAAAGCUGAAUGUUGUGCUGCCUUCUGCUGUUCUCCUUAGGUCUCCUUGUUCUCUCUUUUGUGCCACUGAGAAGAAUGCUAUAUUGAAGUUCAAUUGGUAAGAAAGGCAUCUGUGUGGCUAUUUAUAUAACGCUAAUACAAAUACACACCAAAGCCAAUGACUUAAGUCUCAAUCCGUAUUGUAAGUCCUAGUGGAUAUAAAUUUAGCCAUAUCCUAAAACUGGGAAAUCAUGCAGAUUCUUUUGAUAAAGCUUGAACAGAUAGUCUGUGUCCUGCCACAAGUACUGUAAAUGUCUCCAUUUUGCUGUUGUCAGUCAGAGGGCAUCAAGAGAUGGGAAUUUCUAUUAGACUGUCACCUGGAAAUGUUUUAAAAUUUAUUUUCAACUUCAACAUCCUCCCUUUCUUUCUGACCUUGUGUUCAAGUUUUUAAUUUGAUUCCCUUCAUUUUAAUGAUUUUGAAAAUGGCUUCUAAUUAAUUUCGUUAUUCUAGCUCAGAAUCACUGUAGCAGGGAGGACAGGGAAGCACAUGAACUGAUUCUGGACACAUUUCAUAUCAUCACUGAUCACUUCAGACACAACAAGCAAAGCUCCGCUUCACAUAGGUGUGAAGCUCAAACAGUAGACUUCAUACCCUUUCUGUUCCCCAUCUGCUCUUAAAAUUCAGCUGCCACUCCAUUCAUGCAUUCUGCCUGACCGUGUCAUUUUAAUCUAACAGAAAAUUGAAAACAAAUGUGUGGUUUUUUUUCUUUUUUGUUAAGUAUGUCCAUUACAUCUUACAAGAAGUAUUUUAAUAAGUUAAAUAAAAAUAAUAAACAAU